This is a messenger RNA of Apodemus sylvaticus (European woodmouse), 4922 nucleotides long. RefSeq names its product cyclin T2 (gene Ccnt2). Gene Ontology annotation, cellular component: nucleus; cyclin/CDK positive transcription elongation factor complex. Lineage: Eukaryota; Metazoa; Chordata; Mammalia; Rodentia; Muridae. The transcript is spliced from 9 exons. The record is from RefSeq and is a predicted model, not a curated record. The coding region runs from base 31 to 2175 and encodes 714 amino acids. Gene Ontology annotation, biological process: regulation of transcription by RNA polymerase II; positive regulation of DNA-templated transcription, elongation. Gene Ontology annotation, molecular function: cyclin-dependent protein serine/threonine kinase activator activity.
GCUAAGGGUGCGGGCGGAGGAGGAAGUGUCAUGGCGUCGGGCCGUGGAGCUUCUUCUCGCUGGUUCUUUACUCGGGAGCAGCUGGAGAACACGCCGAGCCGCCGCUGCGGAGUAGAAGCGGAUGAAGAGCUGUCGCAUCGCCAGCAGGCGGCCAACCUCAUCCAGGACAUGGGGCAACGUCUCAAUGUCUCUCAGCUUACAAUAAACACUGCGAUUGUUUAUAUGCACAGGUUUUAUAUGCACCAUUCUUUCACCAAAUUCAACAGAAAUAUAAUCUCACCUACAGCAUUGUUUUUGGCUGCAAAGGUAGAAGAACAGGCUCGGAAGCUUGAGCACGUUAUCAAAGUGGCACACGCUUGUCUCCACCCGCUCGAGCCACUGCUGGAUACAAAGUGUGAUGCUUAUCUUCAGCAGACUCAAGAACUGGUUUUACUUGAAACUAUAAUGCUACAAACACUGGGUUUUGAGAUCACCAUUGAACACCCACACACAGAUGUGGUGAAAUGCACCCAGUUAGUAAGAGCAAGCAAGGAUUUGGCACAGACAUCCUAUUUCAUGGCUACCAACAGUUUGCAUCUUACGACCUUCUGUCUUCAGUACAAACCCACAGUGAUAGCAUGUGUAUGCAUUCAUUUGGCUUGCAAAUGGUCCAAUUGGGAGAUCCCUGUGUCAACAGACGGAAAGCACUGGUGGGAGUAUGUGGACCCUACAGUGACCCUGGAGCUGCUCGAUGAGCUAACACAUGAGUUUCUACAAAUAUUGGAGAAAACGCCUAGUAGGUUGAAGAGGAUUCGAAACUGGAGGGCUAUGGCUAAGAAACCAAAAGUAGAUGGACAAGUAUCAGAGACACCACUGCUUGGUUCAUCUUUGGUCCAGAAUUCUAUUUUAGUAGAUAGUGUCACUGGUGUACCUGCCAAUCCAAGCUUUCAGAAACCAUCAACAUCAACAUUCCCUGCUCCAAUACCUCUAAAUUCAGGAAAUACUUCUGUUCAGGAUAGCCGUGCAUCUGAUAAUGUAUCAGUGCUAGCAGCAGGAAUGCCCAGUACCUCAUACAAUGUGUCAUCACACCGAGAGUGGCCUCAGCAUGCAGACUCAGCCAGGACAGACCCGGUGUACACACAGAACCAAGAGGCCACUCUCUCUGGGAGCCAGUAUCAAAGCUUCCAGCAGGGACCUUCCAUGGCACUGCACUCCGGAUCACAUCACAGGCCGGACAAAGCUGCUGAUCACAGUAAACACCAUGGUCCCACGCCUGCUGCUCCUGGAGGGCUUCCUCAGAAGAUGUCUUUAGAUAAGUACAGAGAGAAGCGGAAGCUGGAGACCGUGGAUCUGGACACGAGGGGUCACUAUCUAGCUACCCAUGCAGAGCAGCAGCACAAACAUGGGCCAGCUCAGGUAGUCGCAGGGACCUCUGUCACUUCUCCCAUCAAAAUGAAGCUUCCCCUCACCAACUCCGACAAGCCUGAGAAACACUUGGCAGAGAAAAAGGAGAGAAGCGGAUCACUGAAGCUACGGAUCCCCAUUCCACCCCCUGAUAAAGGCCCCAGCAAAGAAGAGCUGAAGAUGAAAAUCAAAGUGUCAUCCUCUGAAAGACACAGCUCUUCUGACGAAGGCAGUGGGAAGAGCAAGCACUCAAGCCCACACGUCAGCAGAGACCACAAGGAAAAGCACAAGGAGCACCCCGCUAACCGCCACCACAGCAGCCACAAGCAUUUGCACAUGCACAGUGGAGGCAGUAAGCAUGCAGCUGACGGAAUGCCUCCCACUGUGCUGAGGAGUCCUGUGGGCCUGGGCCCUGAAGGCAUCUCCUCCGCCUCCAGUGCCCGGAAGAAGCUGCAUGUCAGUGAUGCCUCCCACAACCACCACUCCAAAAUGAGCAAAAGUUCCAAAAGUGCAGGUAGUUCAUCUAGUUCUUCCUCUGUUAAGCAGUAUCUAUCCUCUCACAGCUCUGUUUUUAACCAUCCCUUACCCCCUCCUCCCCCUGUCACAUACCAGGUGGGCUACGGACAUCUCAGCACCCUCGUGAAACUGGACAAGAAACCAGUGGAGCCCCACGGUCCUGAGGCCAAUCACGAGUACAGUACAAGCAGCCAGCAUAUGGACUACAAAGACACAUUCGACAUGCUGGACUCGCUGCUAAGUGCCCAAGGAAUGAAUAUGGAACCCUUUGUUUAGGUCAACUCUUCCUUUCCUUUUAAUUUAAAAAUGGUUGGAAUGGAAAACGCCCUCCUGGUCCAGCGGUGGUGCCACUGCUUCCAUAUUUGUAAGUGCUGCUUUGUCCUUCAUUCUGAAAGAAGACAUGAUAGUCAAAAGCCUAUCUCCACAUACGAUAGUGUUACCAGGACUGUGAACGCAUGGAAGAUGCAGCUGAGAACAGUAGGAUGGCUGGCUGGCUGCUGCUAGGGACCCGAGCUGCCUCGAGCUUCUGUUAUUUAUGAUUUGAAGAUUGUAGCUGUUUUUGUUGUUGCUUGGCUUUGAAUGAGUGUGAAUUGUUUUCCUUUGUGUAUUUAUACUUGUAUGUAUGGAUUGCAUGUCUCAGUGAUAAAGGGAUAAAACAGUAUACUGACAACUGUUUACAAGAAAGUGGAGAAAAAUGUACAUACAUUUUUGUAUGUUUAGAUAUUACCAUAAAUACUCAGGAUUGGAGCUGCUUGUAAGUAUAACAAUAUACAGAAUAACUUUAUUUUCUCUCGUCAGAGUCCAUCACUAAUCUAAAACACAAGUGGCACUUUUUUAUGUUAACCUUAAACUCUAGGCCUUACUGGAAGCCGCUGAGGGGACACUUCACUACUAGACGGGGAUGUGGUGCCAUGGGUGGUCCUAACACUGGGAAGCACUCAGUUGGCCUUCAGAGCUUCUGGCCAAAUUAGCUGCAGAAUCAGCCAUUGGUUUCUGAAGGCUUGAAGAGGAAAAAACAAUAAAGUUUACAUACUCUUGAUGUGAAGUGCAUUUAAAUGUUUGUUGGCUUGUUGCAGUGCUGUGGAAAGCAGCUAAUAAUGGGUGUGAGGAUGACUGUGACUUCUCUCACGGCAGCUCCCAGUGAAGAUUAGUCCAUUUCUUCAGGAACGCUGACACUACAGAUUCUAAGAGUGAACAGGGGUCACUUUUCCUUUAGCAUUUGCAAUGACACCAUAGUCUUGAAUAGUCUUGAAUAUACUCUUCCCAUGGAGAGAGAGAGUGAGUGAGAGAGAGAGAGAGAGAGAGAGAGAGAGAGAGAAUGAGUGUUGUGUGUGAGGGAGAGAUACCAUAUUUCUUUUUCAGGUAAAUGCAGUCUUCCUUAUAAAAAUUAAAUUAAACCUAUGCUCUCUUGAUUCUUUUAUAUUCUAACAAUAAAUAAAAAAGAUUUCUGACUGUGCAUUGUACCUGUAUUUAUAGCUUAUGGUCAUUAUCAGGAAAAUGUCAGGAAAAAGGCCAGCCUCGGUAAGCAACUGCUGGGGUUUUACAUUGGUUUGCACGUCUUAGUAGGUUCUCAUUGAGGUCAUGGUCACACUGUCCCCUGACGCCUGGUCAGGGGACGGACUGACUUGUCUAAAUUUGGUGAAAGCACCAAUAGUAUGGCUCUUGUCUCUUGCCUAAUCUUGAGUUUGUUUCUGUGGUAAGUCUUAGCUGUUGAGUCUCUUAAGAUGGAUCUGAUUCAACUUGUAUUGAAUCACAAGUUUUCCUCUGUAUAUGAAAUGUUUUGCUAUAAAGCCACUGAUCUGUGCACAAUUGUAAUUUUAUUCGAGUAUGUUGUGGUUGUAAAUAUUAGAGUUGAGCCUUGUACUCUACUUUUAUUUAGCAGUUAUCUCAUUUGCCAGUAGCUGUUUGUUUGUUUGUUUGUUUGUUUUUUAAAGAAAAUUGUUGAAUCUUUUGUCAAUGUUAUUUGAACCUGGGAGUUUCUUUGUGGGAGCUCCGCCUAGUGGGCUGUUCCUCGCUCUGUUCUUGUCUUGCCUUGGUAAUCUUUGUUACUAUGUGAUUUUUGUUGCUGUGUAGUAUAGUAUUGUAUCAUAAACAUGAUGGUUUUGAUACAGUUACGGUUUUACCGUGGUACAUUUCCAAGAACUAGCAUAGAAUUUAAACAAAGUACAAGGUGAGGGAGGGAAGGGUUUUGUUCUUGGUGAUUUAGAUGUGAAACCUCAACAGAGCAUCAUGUGAACUGACUUGAGGUGGUCGUGCUACUGUAUCAUUGGGAGUGAUGCCAGGAAUUUUAAUCAGCUUUUGUAGAGUAUCCAGAGUAGUAGUGAACUUAUUUUCAGUAAGACAUAGAAAACAAUGUGAAUAUUUAAGGUCUGGGACUAUAGUUAGAUUUCACUAAGGACUUUCAGAAAUGUGUUGUUUUUUGUUUGUUUUUGUUUUUUGUUUUGUUUUUUUAGAUCUGGGAAUAAAGGUAAUUUUGUUGAAUCUUUAUUGGUGCUAAUGAUGGACAGUUACAAACAGAUAGUGUAUAUGCUGUGGAUAAGUACACUUAGUACUUCCAGAAUUGACUUUGAAAUGCUAUGUAUUCACUUUUCACUCUGUAAAUGUAAUUCUUUACAAUGACUAUUUAUUAAAAGGCAGUCAGUUGUGAUUUUUACAGGAUUGUGUGAACUAUUCAAACUCUUCAACCUCAGAACAAGAUGCUAAAACCACAAUGGGGGAAAAAUUCAUGACUCCUCCUUUCCUUUCACUAAGCAAAACCCUCAUAAUUCAUAUCACCACGAAUUUGCUUGAACGAUCUUGUUUGCAUAACAUAGUUCAUUUGCAUGGUCCCAUUAGACUCUACCAAAGAAAAAAGACUCAAUAAAUGGACAUUCUAUUGUGAGUCUUGUAAGUAGCCAUAAAUAACCAAAAUAGUAUCAAACUUAGGUAUGAAAUUUCACUUGUGCAUAGUACUGUUAAGGUGAUACAUUUUUGAUGAGUUUUUUAAUACUUGAAAAUAAUUAAAAAGCAUUGUCUUUACAUCA